Didymodactylos carnosus is the source of this 1233-nucleotide messenger RNA. The record is from the annotation of a GenBank genome assembly. NCBI's taxonomy places the organism in Eukaryota, Metazoa, Rotifera, Eurotatoria, Philodinida, Philodinidae.
AUGGAACCAUCCUUUUCCCCUGAAGACGAUAACGUUCUAAUUUAUCGAGCCACAUCUGUGCCCGGUUAUGAAUCAGAUAAAGUACAGUUGAAACUAUAUAGUAAUGGCACAAUAUCAACAUUGUUACCGGACUGGAGCUUGAGUAUUGGAACCGUUACAUGGUCAAAUGAUGGACAAUCUGUUUAUAUGGAAGUCGGGGAAAAAGCUCGCAAUGUUAUCUACUACUAUCAGAAUAUUUCGUACACUCAACCACCUGCACUGCGCAACCUGACAAAAUUAGGAAGCGCUCAUGAAGUGUGUGUUCAUCCAGAAUUGCCGGAUAUUUUCAUCUUCACCUGGUCAUCCAUCAUUCAUCCCACGGAAAUAUACAUUUAUAGAAAUUCGGCAUCAGUACCAUUAAGCUUUUAUAAUUCGGAUCUCUUGCAAAAAGUUCACUUAGGUACAUAUAACGAAUUUUCUUUUGAAUCAAAUAAUGAUACUGUUUAUGGAUGGCAUGUACAGCCGACAACUGCUCUUGCGAGAAACGUUCCUGCGGCUUCACCGUUGGCCUUUCUCAUUCAUGGUGGUCCUCAAAGUUCAUGGUACGAUGCAUGGAGUUUUCGAUGGAAUUUUCAAUCUUUUGCCGGAGCAGGAUACGCUGUGAUCGCUAUCAAUUUUCAUGGUUCAGAUUCAUAUGGACAAAAUUUUACAGAUUCUAUUACCCAUAAUUAUGGUUCACUGCCAUACGAGGAUCUAAGAGACGGUUUAACAGCAGCAUUAGAUCAAUUUUCUUAUAUUGACGGAAGUCGUGCAAUUGCUUUAGGAGCAAGUUAUGGUGGGUACAUGAUCAAUUGGAUAGCCGGACAAACGGAAAUGAACAAACGCUUCUUAGGUCUCGUAUGCCAUGAUGGAAUGAGUGAUAUGCGGUCAUUCUACUAUGCAACGGAAGAAUUAUGGUUUCCUGAACACGAUAUUGGUGGAAAAGAGUGGGAAAAUCCAGAUGCUUACGAUAAAUUCAAUCCUAUUAAAUAUGUUAAAAAUUGGGUUACACCCAUGUUGAUCAUUCAAGGUGGUAAAGAUUAUCGAGUUACAGACACACAGUCGAUCAGUGUGUUCACUGCUCUACAACGAAAAGGUAUCCAAAGUAAAAUGAUAUACUUUCCUCAGGAAAAUCAUUGGACUCUAAAGGCUGUGAAUUCAGCUUUUUGGUAUGAAACAGUUAUAAGUUGGAUGAAUUCGUUUACAAAGAAAUGA